CGGGUAAACACGUCCUGUAUCCGUGGCAGCAGCUGAGGCCGGCGGGCGAGGCAACGGUUGCCGCUGACCCGGGAGAGAACCGGGCUGCGGGAAUCAGCCCGGGCGGCAGCGUGCCGCCGCUACGGGGUUAGCAGGUCUUCUGGCUGUUUCAGUGACUUCAAACUCUUGUCUGUGCUGUUUUCUCCGCCCGGGAAGCCUUUCCCUAGCCUCCUCACUUGCUAAACUAUGUGCUCCUCCAGGGCGGGCACCAUGUCGCCCUCAUCCUUGUACCCCCCGCAUCUAGCAGUGUUGGCAUGUAGUAGGCACUCAAGAAAUGUGUGUUGAACGAACGAUGCCUGUGACAAGCAACUGGACUUUAUUCUUUCCUGACCCUUGCUCCUAUGACACACCUCCCGGCUGCCACUAGCACCCCUUCAGAGCAGAGCAGAGCUUCUCUAGGGAAGCCGGAAGGGAAACAGCUAUGGCCAAGGAUAUCCUGGGGGAAGCUGGGCUGCACUUUGACGAGCUGAACAAGCUGCGCGUGUUGGACCCUGAGGUUACCCAGCAGACCAUAGAGCUCAAGGAAGAAUGCAAGGACUUUGUGGACAAAAUUGGCCAGUUUCAGAAAAUAGUUGGCGGUUUAAUUGAGCUUGUUGACCAGCUUGCAAAAGAAGCAGAAAAUGAGAAGAUGAAGGCCAUUGGUGCUCGGAACUUGCUCAAAUCUAUAGCAAAACAGAGAGAAGCCCAACAGCAGCAACUCCAAGCACUAAUAGCAGAAAAGAAAAUGCAGCUUGAAAGGUAUCGGGUUGAAUAUGAAGCUCUGUGUAAAGUAGAAGCAGAACAAAAUGAAUUUAUUGACCAAUUUAUUUUUCAGAAAUGAACUGAAAAUUUUAUAGGAGGGCAAAAAAACAAACAAAACCCAAAAAAACCUCUAUACUGUUCCAGUGACUUGACUAAUGGCCCACGUAUGUCCUGAGAGAUGGUGUGUAAGGAAUGCAGCAUCUCUGAAGGCAGUAAACAAAUCAGGGAGCUUGUCACAGAUGUCCGUGUGCAGCUGCUGGUGAACACCCAUGGCCACGGUGGUCCAGGCUCUUACCUCUUGGCAUUCUUAACCUGACCUGAGCAGUCUGUAAACUCGAUUUUUUUUUUUUUUUGUAAUUUCACAAAGCUUUGGAAAGGAAGAGCAAUAAAUUAUUGUUUUCAAAUGC
Neogale vison (American mink) is the source of this 1187-nucleotide messenger RNA. It is a transcript of the gene IFT20, whose product is annotated as intraflagellar transport 20. NCBI's taxonomy places the organism in Eukaryota, Metazoa, Chordata, Mammalia, Carnivora, Mustelidae. The record is from RefSeq and is a predicted model, not a curated record. Gene Ontology annotation, biological process: protein localization to cilium; intraciliary transport; centrosome localization. Gene Ontology annotation, cellular component: Golgi apparatus; intraciliary transport particle B; centrosome. The coding region runs from base 461 to 859 and encodes 132 amino acids. The transcript has 7 exons.